Galeopterus variegatus (Sunda flying lemur) is the source of this 865-nucleotide messenger RNA. RefSeq names its product cytochrome P450 3A8-like. Lineage: Eukaryota; Metazoa; Chordata; Mammalia; Dermoptera; Cynocephalidae. The record is from RefSeq and is a predicted model, not a curated record. The transcript is spliced from 9 exons. The annotation marks the transcript as partial. Gene Ontology annotation, molecular function: testosterone 6-beta-hydroxylase activity; oxidoreductase activity, acting on paired donors, with incorporation or reduction of molecular oxygen, reduced flavin or flavoprotein as one donor, and incorporation of one atom of oxygen; iron ion binding. Gene Ontology annotation, biological process: steroid metabolic process; oxidative demethylation.
AUGGACCUGAUCCCAAAUUUUUCCCUGGCAAGCUGGGUUCUCCUGGCUACAAGCCUGGUGCUCAUCUAUCUAUAUGGAACCCAUACACAUGGACUGUUUAAGAAGAUAGGAAUUCCUGGGCCAACACCUCUGCCUUUGCUGGGAACUAUUACAGGAUACUUCAAGGGUUUUUGGGAUUUUGACAUAAAAUGUUAUAAAAAGUAUGGACGUAUGUGGGGGUUAUAUGACGGUCGACGGCCUCUGUUGGCUAUCACGGAUACAGACAUGAUCAAAACAGUGCUGGUGAAAGAAUGUUAUUCUUUCUUCACAAAUCGGCGGCCGUUUGGUCCAGUGGGAUUUAUGAAAAGUGCUGUCUCCAUAUCUGAGGAUGAAGAAUGGAAGAGAAUGAGAACGUUGCUGUCUCCAACCUUCACCAGCGGGAAACUCAAGGAGAUGUUUCCCAUCAUUGGCAAAUAUGGCGAUGUGUUGGUGAAAAACCUGAGACGGGAAGCAGAGAAAGGCAAGCCUGUCACCCUGAAAGACAUCUUCGGGGCCUACAGCAUGGAUGUGAUCACUGGCACGUCAUUUGGGAUAAACAUUGAUUCCCUCAACAACCCGCAAGAUCCCUUUGUGGAAAAAACAAAGAAGCUCUUUAGAUUAAAUUUCUUUGAUCCCUUUUUUUUAUUAAUCGUACUCUUUCCAUUCCUUACUCCAAUUUUUGAAGUAUUAGAUAUCUCUAUGUUUCCAAGACAUGUUACAGAAUUUUUUAAGGAUUCUGUAAAAAAGAUGAAAGAAAGUCGCCUCAAAGAUAAACAAAAGCAUCGAGUAGAUCUUCUUCAGCUGAUGAUUGACUCCCAGAAUUCUGAAGAAACACAGUCCCGUAAAG